Messenger RNA from Trifolium pratense (red clover), 1842 nucleotides. Its product is annotated as tubulin beta-2 chain. The transcript has 3 exons. The record is from RefSeq and is a predicted model, not a curated record. Gene Ontology annotation, cellular component: microtubule; cytoplasm. Bases 263 to 1609 code for a protein of 448 amino acids. Gene Ontology annotation, molecular function: GTPase activity; GTP binding; structural constituent of cytoskeleton. Gene Ontology annotation, biological process: microtubule cytoskeleton organization; mitotic cell cycle. NCBI's taxonomy places the organism in Eukaryota, Viridiplantae, Streptophyta, Magnoliopsida, Fabales, Fabaceae.
UUCUCACUCAACUUUUGAAUUUCAAAAAAAUCUCCCAAAUAAAGAAAUUAAAUAAAUUAAUUACAACUCACAUUCCACUAAAAAAUCUAACCGUUACAACAAAAAAACAAAUUUUUAAUUUUUUCAUUUUCUAUAUAAAAUAGAACCUUCAUUUUCCUAACCCCACAAAACCCUUUUCAAAACCUCUUUCUCUCUCUCUCUUCCAAUUCCCAAUCCCAAUUUCUAGGUUUUUCAAUUUUCGAUUUUCAAUUUCUUCCCCAAAAUGAGAGAAAUUCUUCACAUCCAAGGUGGCCAAUGCGGUAACCAAAUCGGAGCCAAAUUCUGGGAAGUUGUUUGUGCCGAACAUGGAAUCGAUCCAACUGGAAAGUACGGUGGUGAUUCAGAUCUUCAAUUAGAGAGAAUCAAUGUUUACUACAACGAAGCAAGUGGUGGUAGAUUUGUUCCUAGAGCGGUUCUUAUGGAUCUUGAACCGGGUACCAUGGAUAGUGUCCGGUCUGGACCGUACGGUCAGAUCUUUAGACCGGAUAACUUUGUUUUUGGUCAGAGUGGUGCUGGUAAUAAUUGGGCUAAGGGUCAUUAUACUGAAGGCGCUGAGCUUAUUGAUUCUGUUCUUGAUGUUGUUCGUAAAGAAGCUGAAAACAGUGAUUGCUUGCAGGGUUUUCAAGUAUGUCAUUCUCUAGGUGGAGGAACUGGAUCUGGAAUGGGUACCCUUCUGAUUUCAAAGAUCAGGGAAGAGUACCCUGAUAGGAUGAUGCUUACUUUCUCAGUUUUUCCAUCUCCUAAGGUUUCUGACACUGUUGUGGAACCCUACAAUGCUACUCUUUCUGUUCACCAGCUUGUUGAAAAUGCUGAUGAAUGUAUGGUUCUUGAUAAUGAAGCCUUGUAUGAUAUUUGCUUCCGUACCCUCAAGCUCACCACCCCAAGCUUCGGUGAUCUUAACCAUUUGAUAUCGGCUACCAUGUCUGGUGUCACAUGUUGUUUGAGGUUCCCUGGUCAGCUUAACUCUGAUCUAAGGAAGCUUGCUGUAAAUCUGGUUCCAUUCCCUCGCCUCCACUUUUUCAUGUUGGGGUUUGCACCUCUAACUUCAAGAGGUUCUCAGCAGUACAGGGCUUUGAGUGUACCAGAAAUCACACAGCAAAUGUGGGAUUCCAAGAACAUGAUGUGCGCUGCUGACCCUAGACACGGACGAUACCUCACUGCAUCAGCCAUCUUCAGAGGCAAAAUGAGCACAAAGGAAGUUGAUGAACAAAUGAUGAAUGUUCAGAACAAGAACUCAUCCUAUUUUGUGGAAUGGAUUCCAAACAAUGUGAAGUCCACAGUUUGUGAUAUUCCACCUACAGGAUUGAAGAUGGCUUCAACAUUUAUCGGUAAUUCGACUUCAAUUCAGGAAAUGUUCCGAAGAGUGAGCGAGCAGUUUACUGCUAUGUUCAGGAGAAAGGCUUUCUUGCAUUGGUACACUGGGGAGGGAAUGGAUGAGAUGGAAUUCACAGAGGCUGAGAGCAACAUGAAUGAUCUUGUAUCUGAAUAUCAACAAUAUCAAGAUGCUACUGCUGAUGAUGAUGAGUAUGAAGAGGAAGAAGAGGAACAGUAUCAGGAACAUGAUGAAUGAUGAAAUAUGAGGAUUGUGAUUGUUUUUGCGGAAUAUGGUUAACACAACAUACCGCAACUUCCUGUUGCCGGAUCAUUAUUUCUUUGUUGUAACUUGUAAGGGGAUAUAACUUUUUUCCGGCUAUUUUUCUGGUUUUACUUAUGUUUUAUGUGUGGCAUUGUUGGUAGGGAAAGACAGUAUUUUUGUUUAAACACCUAUUAAUAUAACAAUCAAUCUAUACGGUUUUCCCAACA